AUCAUUACGUCACUUCCGCCCUCCAUCCUCCCUCAGUGAUGGCGGUUCGGGUCCGGGUCCCACCUGGGGCUCCCCCGGAGCCGCUCCCCGUUCAGCUCCUGCCCUGCCGCAUCCAGCACGACGGGCCCGCGCCCGUGGCCGUGUUCCUGCGGCCCCGGCCCGGCCCCGGCGGCGAGCUCUGGGCCUCGUUCCGGGGGCGCCGCCUGGGGGGCCGGGAGCUGCCGCUGCCCGCGGGCUACCGGGGGCUCCUGCUGCGGGGGGAGGAGCCGGGAGACCCCUCCCAGGCUGGCAGGGUGACCCUGACGGGGUCGUUUGAGGCCAUCACGGACUGGGGGGCUGACACUGCCCCUGCCCCCGGCCAGGGCCUGGCCCGGGCCCUGCAGUGGGGACCCCUUGCCCAGGCUCUCCACGCCCCCGUGAGCGAGGGCAGCGAUGAGGAGGCGGAGCCCUGACAGGCCACACCCACCAUGGACACACCCAGAGGGUGGGGCCUGCACAAGCCACGCCCAUCCCACGGCAUCAACUGAUCCAGCCUGGCUGAGGCCACACCCACAACUGCAGCCACGCCCAGUGCAUUAAAACCACGCCCACCUCAUUAACAGAGCUGGCCACACCCAAGGGGCGGGGUCUAAUUCAACCAGAGUGCCUGGAACCCCUCCCAGUGGGAGGAGCCUGUGGAAGCCCCUCCCCAUUUUAUUUAAAAAACCCAAAGCUGUUCACAGCAGGCUCCACCCACAAAUGGAGCCACGCCCACUGUGGGUGGGGCCUGCCCAUGCCCCACCCCUUUCCUUUUAUGGUCAAUAAAGGAUUUGCAGCGCCUGCUGUGGGCGGG
Catharus ustulatus (Swainson's thrush) is the source of this 832-nucleotide messenger RNA. It is a transcript of the gene RNASEH2C, whose product is annotated as ribonuclease H2 subunit C. The transcript is spliced from 4 exons. Lineage: Eukaryota; Metazoa; Chordata; Aves; Passeriformes; Turdidae. Gene Ontology annotation, cellular component: ribonuclease H2 complex. The record is from RefSeq and is a predicted model, not a curated record. Gene Ontology annotation, biological process: RNA catabolic process. Bases 39 to 452 code for a protein of 137 amino acids.